Molecule: messenger RNA, 1019 nt
Organism: Asparagus officinalis (garden asparagus)
Lineage: Eukaryota; Viridiplantae; Streptophyta; Magnoliopsida; Asparagales; Asparagaceae
Product: nifU-like protein 2, chloroplastic
Exons: 4
Coding region: 121-801 (226 amino acids)
Biological process (GO): iron-sulfur cluster assembly
Cellular component (GO): chloroplast stroma; mitochondrion
Molecular function (GO): iron ion binding; iron-sulfur cluster binding
Source: RefSeq, a predicted model, not a curated record
CUCUCCCCCUCUCUGUGGAGACAACAGAAACCAAUAAAAAAAUAAUAAUAAUUAGCACCACCAAAUUAAAGAGAGGCGUGCGGGUGAUUUCAUUCUCAAUCUCUGCUCAAAAGAGAGGAGAUGCAAUCUGUGGUGCUGAAUACUUGCUACUGUUCUUGUUGCCCUAAUCAAGCUCCUGAGUCGUCGUCGUCGUCGUCAUCUUCUCUAUCUUUCAAGGGUUCGGGAUUCUGCGGGCUUCGUGUUUCUAGGGUUCCGCCUCCUUCCGCGCUCCGGUUGGUCUCCAGAUGUCGGCGAAGGCAAGCGAUUAAAGCUGUUGCUACUCCAGAUCCGGUAGUGGAAUUGCCACUCACUGCAGAAAAUGUGGAGUCUGUUUUAGAUGAAGUGCGUCCGUAUCUUAUUGCAGAUGGAGGAAAUGUAGCAUUACACGAGAUUGAUGGGAAUGUUGUAAGACUAAAACUAGAAGGGGCAUGUGGAUCAUGCCCAAGCUCUACGAUGACAAUGAAGAUGGGUAUUGAGCGUCGUUUGAUGGAAAAAAUUCCAGAAAUUGUUGCAGUGGAACCCAUAACUGACGCGGAGACAGGUCUUGAGUUAAAUGCAGAGAACAUUGAGAAGGUACUUGAUGAGAUAAGGCCAUACCUCGUAGGUACAGGUGGCGGUGAGCUUGAACUUGUUGCCAUUGAGGAGCCAAUAGUUAAAGUUCGACUUUCGGGGCCAGCAGCAGGAGUCAUGACUGUUAGGGUUGCAUUGACGCAGAAACUGAGAGAGAAGAUCCCUGCAAUUGCUGCAGUUCAACUUUUAUAAUAUCCAUCAGGAGCUCGUCUCUCUCGUGUAUUACUUCAUACCCUCAAAGGGAGCUAUCUCUGUAUAGUUUCCACUGUUUAUCUGGAAGCAGUGGUAUCUUGAAAUUUUACCUACAGACCAGUAUGCAGUACGAUAUUGUUGUGAUCCAUAGCGAAUAAGAAUGUAACAAAUAUUAUUCAGAGAGAUAAAUGAAAUAUCAUUCUCGUUUUUGAUGUAUU